This is a messenger RNA of Stomoxys calcitrans (stable fly), 1946 nucleotides long. RefSeq names its product angiopoietin-related protein 7. Bases 234 to 1745 code for a protein of 503 amino acids. The transcript has 6 exons. The record is from RefSeq and is a predicted model, not a curated record. Lineage: Eukaryota; Metazoa; Arthropoda; Insecta; Diptera; Muscidae.
ACAAGUUUAGUCGCAACGUAAACGUCGACCGGAGUGGUUCAUUCGAAAUAAAGCGAACGGAGAAUCAGCAAUUCGCGCGGGGACCGUAUCGAAUGAAGGUGGUGCGCGCGUCAUUCGUCAUUGGCAAUAAUUUUGUGAAUCAUUGUUAAAAUACGAGAAAAAACGAAAAGAAACACAAAAAAAGUGAUUUGAAAUUAAACAACAAAUCAACGCACAAAAUAAAUUCAAUAAUAAUGGUGUUGGUCGUUAAAUUCAAAAACCUCUUCGAGAUGAUUUUUAUAAUUCUGUUGAUGAGUGUAACCCAGUGCCACAUGCAAGAAGCAGCACAUCCAACUUUAGCACCGGCUACUUCAUCACCCUCUCAGACAAAUUGGCAGCAGCGAGCUCCAACACGCAACAAUGUUCAACGUUGGAGAGCGAAUCAAUCAUCAGCCCCUGUUGCAGCUUCUUCGCCUCAUUGUGAUUAUAAGGAGCUUUUGACUAAUUUACAUGAUCGCGUCAGCCUUAUGGUGUCUGUGGAUGAGGAUCUGCGCAAGCGCUUGGAAAACAUUGAAAAUAAGGUUGUGCAGUUCGAAUCAAGCAACUUGGCACGAAUGGACUCAUUGGCCUUGGCUCAGAUGGACUUUGGCAAACACAUGGAUCUCAUGGAACACAUACAGCGGCUCACCCGCCAUGGCGUCGAUGAACUCUUAGGUGAAUUCGGCGAAUACAUGAGGAUACAAAAUGACACGUACAUAACCGAUAACAGAAAUCAUUCCACAGACGCUAAUGAUGUUCGGACAAAUAUUUUAAGGAAAACACGCCAAACCGACUUCACGCCGCAGCCACAACAACAGCGCUCAGAGCCAGCACCAACAAUUUCAGAAUCGCAGAAAUUGGAUGCCUUGGCCACACUGCUGACAUCCACCAGAGUGGCCAUAAAUGCUUUGCAAUCCCAACUGCAGACGAAUGUCACCAAAUUGAUGCAGCAAACCAGUAAUCUGCAGAGGCGCUUCAACAAUUUGUGGAGAAGACAACAGAAUCAAGGUGGCUUUGUGAGUGCACCCAACUUCUAUGCCACUGCCAAUACUCCACAGCAGCUGACAACUAGCUGUGCUCAGGGCAUUGCAUCAACCAACGGGAUAUUGAAACUUCAGUUGACGCCCACCUCCGAUCCUUUCUACGUCGCUUGUGAAGAUCAAUUGGCCGGUGGUGGCUGGACUCUUAUUUUGAAUCGCUUCAAUGGCGACAUCAACUUUCAACGUGGUUGGAUGGAAUACAAGCAUGGCUUUGGCAAUUUGGCUGGCGAGUUCUUUAUUGGCCUGGAUAAGUUGUAUGCCUUGACAGCGUCUGCUGUUCACGAAUUGCUGAUCACCUUGGAGGAUUUCGAAAACCGGCGAAAAUAUGCUCGCUACAAUCUCUUUGCCAUUGGCAAUGAACAGGAAUCGUAUGAAUUGAAGCUGCUGGGAACUUAUGAAGGAGAUGCGGGAGAUUCCUUCUCUUACCAUGCCGGCAGCAAAUUCUCCACAUUUGACAAUGACAAUGACGGAUGUGUGGACUGCAAUUGUGCCCAAUCCCAUAAAGGAGCCUGGUGGUACAACUGGUGCGAUCAAUCCAAUUUGAUGGGACCCUAUUACGAGAAAGACUAUGACAAAAUCGAACAAUACCGUGGAAUUUACUGGCAAGACUGGCUGGGACCCAACUACUCCUUGAAGGCUGUCAAAAUGAUGAUCCGUCCUUUGAAUGUGGAUUCGGAUCGACGCUAAAACAGUUUUAGGGACGAAGGAAAAGUUCGUCAGAUUACGAAAUUAUUCUGUGUUCAAUUUUGUGUAUUUUAUUUUUGUAUAUUAUUUAUGUAACAUAAUCUCUGGUGCCACCCUCUAAGGAUGUGGCACUACAUUUAAGUCUGUGUUUAAAAUCUAAUAAAUAUGAUCAAAUGUAUGUAUUUAUGUACAUGUGUUGCCAUA